Messenger RNA from Durio zibethinus, 821 nucleotides. Its product is annotated as MIZU-KUSSEI-like protein (Protein of unknown function, DUF617). The record is from RefSeq and is a predicted model, not a curated record. Gene Ontology annotation, biological process: hydrotropism. NCBI's taxonomy places the organism in Eukaryota, Viridiplantae, Streptophyta, Magnoliopsida, Malvales, Malvaceae.
CCCUAACCCCCUUCAUCACAAGCCAGCAGGCAGAAGCUCUCGAUCCACCCAUGGAAGCUCAAAAUAUUCCAUCCACGCCACCAUUGUCACCGCAUCACUCUCACACAUUAUCUCCCAAUACUACAUCUACAACUCCUCCUAUAAGCCCUCCAUCAGCAUCCCGACCCACAAUCUCCCUUCAACAACCAUCAAACAAGAAAGGGCCUUCGAAAUCCUCCAAGAUUUUUAGGCGUUUUCGUUCCGUUUUCAGGUCAUUUCCGAUCAUAACGCCUGUCUGCAAGAUCCCGGUCAGUCUCCAUGGAACCCGGCUACACGACAACCAUAUACACGGAGGGACACGAAUGACUGGAACCCUAUUUGGGUACCGUAAAGCUAGGGUUAACCUUGCCAUCCAAGAAAACUCUAAGUGCCUCCCGAUUUUAGUACUUGAGCUUGCAAUAACAACAGGAAAGCUCCUCCAGGAGAUGGGGUUGGGGCUUGUUAGAAUUGCUUUAGAAUGUGAAAAGCGACCAUCAGAGAAGAUCAAGAUCCUGGAUGAGCCAAUAUGGACAUUAUUUUGUAAUGGUAGAAAAUCAGGCUAUGGAGUAAGGAGGGAACCGACGGAUGAAGAUUUAAUGGUAAUGCAAACGUUGCAUCCUAUUUCGAUGGGUGCUGGCGUGAUACCAACCGAAGCUACGGAGAAUCCUGAUGGGGAGUUGACAUACAUGCGUGCACAUUUCGAACGGGUAGUUAAUUCUAGAGAUUCGGAAACUUAUUAUAUGAUGAAUCCGGAUGGUAACUCUGGCCCUGAACUCAGCAUAUUCUUUGUAAGGAUUGGAUGA